AUGGAAAAAUAUAAUUUGAAAGAAGAUAAUAUCAUGGAUCCAGAUAACAGUGAUAAUCCAAAUAUUAAUGAUAACCCCAAUAGUAGGGAUAAUCCAAAUGAUAGGGAUAACCUUAAUAAUAAUGAUAACCUUAAUAUUAAUGACAACCCUAAUAAUAAUGACAACCCUAAUAAUAAUGACAACCCUAAUAAUAAUGACAACCCUAAUAAUAAUGAUAACCCAAAUAUUAAUGAACAAUACUUGAACAACUUAUUAAUAAAAGAAGGAGAUAAUUAUAUUGAUGAGGAUUUGUUGGUAUAUACAAGAAAUGAAUUUCUUUAUGCUUAUAAGGAAUUAAUAUUAGAUAAAAAGGGUCUGGGAGAAGAUCAUGAAUUACCUUUAUGUAGUAAUAAAUUUAAAUUUCCAGAAUUAGAAAAAAAUAUUCGAAACUUUGAUGAAGAUAAUGAUCAACAAUAUAAUGUAUCUUUUGAAAGGGACUUUGAUAAUAGGAGAUUAAAUGAUGAGCACGAUUUUAAUAAUGAAAAAAAUAGAUAUAAAAAUAGAAACGAAUUCUUUUACAACAACAACAAUAAUAAUAAUAAUAAUAAUUAUAAUUAUAAUAAUAAUAAUAAUAAUAAUAAUAAUAAUGAAAGAAACGAUUUUUAUUGUAGAAAUAAUUUAAAUGAUUCAUUUGAUUCAUUAAAUAAUAAUGAUAAUAAUAAUAAUAUGAAUAGGAGAAGUAACUUUUCUAUACGAAAUAAUAAAUUUAAUAAAUUUCAUGACAAUAAUAUGUCAAACUUAAACAAUAAUAAUAAUAAUAAUAAUAAUCACAAUAAUAAUAAUUUUGAUCAUAACAAUAGAAAUAGUUAUAAAAAGAGUAAUUAUGCUACAGAUAAUAGUAACAAUAAUAAUAAUAAUAAUAAUUUAUAUAAUAAUAAUAAUAUGAGUGGUACUAAAAAAUUGUUAUGGAGAGAUAGUGAUAAAACAGGAAGUAUGUCCACGUGGCGCUUAGGAAAAAAUUCUGUAUCAAAUCAUAGUUCUUCAAUGAAUCAUAUGAAUAAUAAUAUGAACAAAUUAAAUAAUACAAAUAUGAUGAUGUCCCAUAAUAAUAACAAAAUGGGUGAUAAUAAGAGAGGACAUAAGACAUUUAAUAAAAAUUAUAAUAAUGAUACAAGGAGUAAUAUAUCUAGUGAUAUGAAAAAUAGUACAUCUCAUGAGAUCAACGUGGAUAAUAUGAAUAAUUACAUGCACCAUUUUUAUAAUAAUAAUAAUAAUGAUAUGGCAAAAAUGAAUAAUAAAAAUAAUUAUACUAAAGAUAGAAAUAUAAUACACAUGAAAAGAGAAGAUUAUUAUACAAAUGACAGCCAUUAUAAUGAUGGAUUGAAUAAUACAAAUAAUAUUAAUCAUAUGAAUAAUAAUAAUAAUAAUAAUAAUAAUAAACAUAUGAACCAUUUUGGAAAUAAUCAACUUCCUUAUAUUCAACAUAUGAAUAAUAAUGAACGUGCAGCAGGUGGACCAAACGAUAUUGUUGCUGAUCAUUCCAAAAGAAAUGUAGAAAAUUUUAACAAUCCAAAUUUUGUCAGUGUAAGCAAAAGCAGUAACAUCCAAAAUAACCCAGCAAAUUAUUAUAAUAAAGGUGUUAACAAUGUAACCAAGAAGGGAAGCGAAAUGUAUAAUACUUCUUCUUAUUAUGGGCUCUCUCCUAAUAUUAAUAAUAAUAUCGAUGAUUGGAAAAUGAAAAAAUACAAAAAAUUUAACAAUAAUAAUGUGAAUAAUGUGAAUAAUGUGAAUAAUGUGAAUAAUAUGAAUAAUGUGAAUAAUGUAAAUAAUGUGAAUAAUGUGAAUAAUGUAAAUAAUGUAAAUAAUGCAAAUAAUGUAAAUAAUGUAAAUAAUGUAAAUAAUGUAAAUAAUGUAAAUAACCUAAAUAAUGUAAAUAAUAGUGCUCAUUAUAAUAAUCAUCAUAAUUUAAAUAGUACAGGUGUUCAUGAAUCGUAUCGUUUGAUAGAAGAAAAGUUUAAAAAGGAUAGCAAUCAAAAUGAAUAUCCAAACAACCUAUAUAUGAAUAAAAAUAAUGAAAUGAAUAAAAUGGGCCCCAAUUCUAUAACCCUUAUUCGAGAUAACAACAACAACAAUAAUAAUAAUAAUAAUAAUAAUAAUAAUAAUAGUAAUAACAAUUUCAAUUAUAAUAAUAACUUUAAUUAUAAUCAACAUCAAUAUGGACAAAAAGGAAGUACCAAUGUGAAUCUCACAAAUAAUAUAAAUACACCUAAUAAUGCUAAUAAUACUUUUAAUUAUAUGAACAAUGUAACUAAUAUUAACGAUGUCGUAGAAAAAAAUAAAGGAUAUUAUAAAGACUCCUCAAAUAAAAAUAUGAACAACAAUAAUAUUGUCAAUAAUAAUACUACUGUUUUUGAAAACGUGGAAAAUAAUUUAGCUAAGAAAAGUGAAAAAAGUAAUACCCCUUCACAUCACUCUUUUGAUAACGCAAAAAAUCAAACCACCAACUUUACUGCAUCACAUUAUUAUAAUAAAAACUUAAGAACCAAUGAAAAAAGAAACUCAAAAAAUGAAAAAAGUGUUAUAGAAGAUGAUUGGAGUUUAAUAAGGAAAAAAAGUAGCAUCACAGAUAAUAAAAAGGCAUCUGAUGAUCUGUUGUGGCAUAAAAUGAGUGAACAAUUUGAUAGAAAUAAUAAAACCAUAUUAGAAUUGUCAGAAAAAAAAAAAGACCAACUUACCAAUAAAAAUGAUAAUAAACCAGAAGCAAAAAAUAAAAAUAAGGAAUCAUCAAAGGAUAAAAAAAAUGAAGGAUGUAACGUAAAUAAUAAGAAGGAUGAAAAAAAUAAUAAUAAUAAUAAUGACGAUCCAGAUAAUAAUAACAAUAAUAAUAGUAAUUAUAAUACUAGUACUGCUCCUUUAACAAAUACUACCAUUACAUGUGUAAAAGGAAAAAACACAAAUAGCAACAACAACAAUAAUAAUAAUAAUAAUAACAAUAAUAAUAACAAUAAUAACAACAAUAAUAAUAAUAAUAAUAAAAGUAAUCGUAUGUAUGGAAUGGCCACUUCAUCAAAUAACAAGGAACAUCAUGUAGACAGAAAUAAUUACAAUAAAGAUAAAAUUGUGAAUAAUAACAUGUCCGUUUUAAAAAAUAAAAAAAACAAUGAAAGUGUGUUUACCAGUGGAAGUAAUAUAAAUAGUGUGAAUAAUAUGUUUAAGGAAAACGAAAUGAAUGUAGAGAAAAAAAAAAAAAAAAAUGUAGAAUUAAAUAUUCAUGGUGAAAAAAAUGAUAACCAAUUAAAUUCAAAAGACGGUAAUAAUUCACCCAGUAAACUUAACAGUAACCAAAAUAAUAAUAAUAAUAAUAAUAAGCAGAAGAAAAAAAAAAAGAAAAAUGAAAAAGAUAAUAAAUUGACCAAAAAUAUAGAAGAUAAUGAUGUGAGCAAAAAAUUGUACAAUGCAUUAGAUAACAUGGCAUCGGAACUAGAAAAAAAAGAUAUUUUGUUAAAUGGGAAUGAUGAAAAAACAAAUAAUAAUAUUCAUAAUAAUGAAAAUCAUAAAUCUUAUGUUCCUGAAAAUUAUGUAUUUGGAGAUAACCAAAUUAAUAAUUAUUAUUGGAAUAAACAACAAAAUAAUAAUAGUACAUAUGAAUUAGAUCAUAAUAAUAAUUUGAUGCAAAAAAAUAUUAUGUUGAUGGAUAAUAUUCCUCAAGAUAGUUUAUUACAAAAAAUUAAAAAUAAUAAUAUGAGUGUAGAAAAUUUAAAUAAUGCUCUUUUAAAUACUCAUGUUAAUAAAAAUAUGGAAAUGAUGAAUAUAUUUAAAAAUAUGAAAAAGGAACAUUCAAAUGAAUCUUUUACUCAUAAUGAUAAUGAGGUAUAUAAUAAUACAGAGGAAUUAAAAUUAAGAGAAUUCAAAAAUAAAAAUAAUAAUAUGAAUUUUACAAAUAAUAAUAUGAAUUUUACAAAUAAUAAUAUGAAUUUUACAAAUAAUAAUAUGAACCUAACAAAUAAUAAUAUUAAUUGUGAUCAAUCACCAUUUGAGGAAAAUUUUUCUAAUGACCACUUUCAAUAUCUUGGACAUAGCAUAAAUGAAAAUAUAGACAAAAGGAGAAGUGUAUCUAACAUGCAUAUGUCACAUGUGAAUAGAAAUAGUUUUGUAGAAAGACAAAAGGAAUAUUUAGUAAGCGAUGAAAAUAUGACAUUUAGAUUAGAUAAUCAAAUGAUAUUUAAGAAAAUUGCAGAAACACUUAAUAUUGAUGAAUCCGUUUUGAAUAAGUUAAGUGAUUAUGAUAAACAGGAGCUUUUAAAACAUUUGUCUUUGAAUAACACAAAUGUUGUAAACACAUUAGAAAAUAAUAAUAAUGAUAAUAAUAAUAUGUAUAAUACAUACCAUAUGAACAAUAAUAAUAAUAUGGUGUUGAAUAAUUUUCAUAAAAAUAAUGUUCCACAAGGUUAUCGUGAUGAACUUGUAGAAGAUAAUGUACAUGCAAAUGUUGAUAUGUUAAAAAACAGAUGUAGUGAAAAAAUAAAUUCUAAUGCACCUUCGAAUGUAUAUUCUGAAUGUAUGUUGAAUAAAUCUCAUGAAGAAAAUAAAUCAGAUGAUAUGAAUAAUGAUAAUAUCAAUAAUGACAAUAAGGUCAAUAAGGUCAAUAAGGUCAGUAAUGACAAUAAUGACAAUAAUGAGGAUGAAAAUAAUAAAAGUACAUGUAAGGGAUCUAAAAAUGAUAACAAAUGGUUACGUUUUUUUAGAUUUAACAAAAAAACGAAUCCAAAUGAAGAAAAGAUAUUAAAAGAAUUGUCACAAGAAGAAGAUACAAAUAAAAAUGGUCUUGGGGAAAUCAUAAAUGGUACAAAUAAUAAACAAGAUAUUAAUAGUAAUAGUUGUAGUAGUAGUAGUAGUAAUUCUUUAAAGAAAUAUUCAAAUAUCAUGGAGAACACAAAUAAGAAUGUAAAUAAUAAUAGUAAUCAUAUGAAUGAUAAUAAUAUUAAGAUGAACACUGUAGAUACAUAUAUACCAUGUGAUAUUAAUGAAAAUAAAAAAGAACAAUUAUUUUUAUUAGAAAAAUCAACUUCAAAUUGUGAUGAAGAAACAAGACAUAGAAAUAAUACCAGCAUAAGUAGUAGUGUUAAUGUAACCUUAGAUAAAAGUACCAACUCUACAUAUCAAAGAACGAACUCCUCAAUGAUCAUUAUGCAAAAUGUUAUAGGAAAAAAUAAUAAUAAUAAUGAUACAGUAGGAAAUUCAAGUAGUACAGAAGAUAUUAACAAAGUCACAAAAAAUGCUCUUGUAAUAAAAGAACAACAUAAAGUAAAUGAAGGACCAUUAAAAGUUGAUGAUAAUGAUGAAGAAAAUAAUAGUAUCUUAAAAAAUAUUAAAAUUAUGAAUAAAAUAAAUAAAUUAAAUGGAGAUAUAUGGCAAUAUAAAGAUCCAAGUGGUAAUGUACAAGGACCUUUUUCUUCAGAACUUAUGUUUUAUUGGUGGUGUCUAAAUUAUUUUCCUUAUGAUUUGCCUAUCCGUUUUAAUGAAAGUAUGCCAUGGGUUCGAUUUAAUGACAUGUUUCCCUUCGGAUCUAUUCCUUUUGUACUUCCUUUAACCCCUAUGAAAAAGAAUUUGAAGAAUGUAGAACUCGAGGACGACUUUGGUAGUUUUAAUAGUAACAUAAUGAAAAAUAAUAAUAAUAAUAAUAAUAAUAUGGUUAGUGCUCAUAUGAUGUAUAAUAACAUGAAUGGUCGCAUAUUAAAUAAUAUGAACAAUGUUAAUCUGAUCAAUGCUGAACCAUAUAAGAAUAUCCUAUCGGAUAAUAACAAUUUGAAGUAUCUUCCAUUUAACAGAAGUGCAGGCGAAGCAAUGUAUAAUAUAAAUAAACAAGAAUAUAUGGACGAUUUAAAACAAGAAUUAUACAAGGCGAAAGAAUAUAUUGAUUUGCUUAAAGAAAAAAAAAUGCAACUUGAAACAUGUAUCAUGCAAUUACGAAAAAAAGAUCAAACAGAUGAAGACGAAAUAAAGACUAUUGCUCAGUAUAACAAAAAUUUGGAAGUGUUGAAAAGAAUGAUUGAUGUGGAGCAAGAAAAAUUUCUAAGAAUGUGCAAUAUGAACAAUAUGAAUAAUGUGAACAAUGUGAACAAUGUGAACAAUAUGAACAAUAUGAAUAAUGUGAACAAUGUGAACAAUGUGAACAAUAUGAAUAAUGUGAACAAUGUGAACAAUAUGAACCAUAUGAACCAUAUGAACAAUAUAAACAAUAUGAAUAAUAUACAUAAUAACGUACAAUAUAUGAACAAUAUAGAAAUCGAGAACACAACUCAUCCAUAUACAACAGUUGGAGACAAUAAAAAGGAUUGUUUUGAUAUAUUAAAUAAUCAAAUGAGAUCUGAAAAUUUGAAAAACGUAUUAAAGGAUGUCUUAAAAAUGAAUACUCCAGGUAGUACUAUGACAAAUAAUUAUCAUAUGAAUAUAAAAGAAAACAAUGGUACUACAUUAAGAGAUUCUCAUCAUUACGUCACAACAACAACAAAUAAUAAUAAUAACAAUAAUAAUAAUAACAAUAAUAAUAAUAAUAAUAAUAAUAAUAAUAACCCUUCUAGUAGUAAUCUCAUUAAUACGUUGAAUACAUUUCUAUCCGAUAAAGAUAAUUCUUUGCAUGCUGUGAACCCAUCCGUACUACUUAAUGAUAAAUUAAAUUAUCUAACGAACACAUUAUUGCAAAACAAAAAAGAAAAUAUUCUUCUCAAUCUAAAUAAUAAUAUGAACGAAAUAGAUAUUUUAAACUUUCUUCAUAUGGAGCAUAAAAAAAAUAUGUCUCUUACUCAAGAAAAUAUUACUCCACAAAAUGAAAAAGAUACUUAUAAUGAAAGUGCAAAUAAGAGUUUAUAUAAUGAUAUGGAUUUAAAUCACAACAACAACAACAAUAAUAAUAAUAAUAAUAAUAACCAAAUAGAUAAUCUCUUACAUAAAUUUACCAUGAAUAAUGAUGCCAUACAUUUAGAAAAUGAAAAAAACACACUAAAAAUAAUAAACGAGAACCUACCAAAUAAGCAAACUAAUAAUAAUGUAAAUCCAGAAACAUCAUCGGUUACAUACAAUAAUAAUAAAAAAGUAACUAGUGGAGAUAAAAUGAUUACAACUCUUGAUAAUAAUAGUAUACAUAAAGAUAAUACUAUUAAAAAUGAGGAUACCAAAAAAAGAAAAUCAAUUGUAACCACAACAACAACGGUGGUUAAGGAACAAAAAAAAAGUGAACAACUUGAUGACAAGGUUAAUAAAAAUAAUAAUGCCUCCUUAACAAAAAAAGAAAAAAAAAAUAAAAAAGAAGAAAAUAAAAUUUUAGAUACUGAAAAAGAAAAAUUAAAAAAGAAAAGCCAAGUUAUUGAAAAUAGCUCAAAAGAACAAUUAGCUGAUUUAAACAAAGAUAAAAAAACAAAAAAUAAAAAAAAGAGAAAAGAUGAAGGAAUGGAUAAUACAAUAAAUAACAACAAUAAUGUAGUACCAACCAAUGUUGUACAAAAACAAACAAAUAAAAGUCAAGAAACUUUAAAUCAAGUUUUAAAAGAAGAAACUAUACAAAAAAAACAUAAAAAAGAUAGUAAAGUGUUAAUACAUUCAAAAACAGAAGAAGACAAAAAAAAUAUUAUCAAAAAUGACAACAAAAAUAAAAAUAAUCAAAAUAAUCAUAUUAUUAAUAACAAUCAAGUUUUAAGUAAUAAUGUUGAAGAGAAAAAAAAAGGAAGCAUAAUAGAAAUUAGCAAAAAUGAUAAAAUAAAUGAUAAAACAAAAGAAAAAAUAAAUGAUAAAACAAAAGAAAAAAUAAACGAAAAAAUAAAUGAAAAAACAAACGAAAAAGCAAACGAAAAAACAAACGAAAAAGCAAACGAAAAAGCAAACGAAAAAGCAAACGAAAAAACAAAAGAAAAAACAAAAGAAACAACAGAUUCCAAUAAAAAUGAAACAAAUAAUAAUGUACCAAAAAAAAAAGUCGAAAAAAUGAAAUGGACUAUAGUAAGUGAGAGAAAAAUAGAUAAACUAGUAGAUAUAAUGAAAGGAGAAGAAAAAAAUAUAAAUAUGCAAAUUAAAUUAGAGAAUUCAAAAAAAAAAUUAUUAAAUAAUAAUAUCAAUAAUAAUAUUAAUACUAAAAAAUCUGGAUGGGAAAUCAAUCAUAAUAAUAAUGAAAAAAAUUCAGAUGUUGCAGACUUUCCAUAUUUAACAACAGGUGUUAAAACAAAUAAAGUUAAAACAUCAAAUAAAAAUACAGUAAAUAAUAAAGUUAAUACAAUCAAUCAAGAACUUAAUAAUGUAGACAAAAAAAAUAAUAACAAUAAUAAAUCUAAUGAUAAAAAAAAAUGGAAAAAUGAUAAUCAUGAUAAUAAUGUAUCAAUUGCUGAAGAAAAUAAAAAAUUUCCUCCACUUGUUAAUUCUCUUAACGUUAAAUCCGAAAAUAAGAAAAAAUCAAUUUCCCAUGAACACCAAGCAACAGAUUUAAAGCAGUUAACAGCAUUGUGCAAAUUACCCUUGGAUGAUUCAUUGCUAAACUUUUUGAAAAAUUUUAAAAAAGCUGAUGAAAUAUAUGCUUUUCUUCAACAUAGUGUAGAGGAUAAAAAAAAAUUAAACCAUUUUGCUAAUGAAUUUAUCAGAAUAAACAAUAAAAAUAAUACAAAUAAUAAUGAAAAAAAAAAGAAAUAA
This is a messenger RNA of Plasmodium reichenowi, 8652 nucleotides long. RefSeq lists its product as hypothetical. The coding region runs from base 1 to 8652 and encodes 2883 amino acids. The transcript is spliced from 4 exons. The record is from RefSeq and is a predicted model, not a curated record. Gene Ontology annotation, molecular function: protein binding. NCBI's taxonomy places the organism in Eukaryota, Apicomplexa, Aconoidasida, Haemosporida, Plasmodiidae.